This is a messenger RNA of Microbotryum saponariae, 3175 nucleotides long. The record is from the annotation of a GenBank genome assembly. Lineage: Eukaryota; Fungi; Basidiomycota; Microbotryomycetes; Microbotryales; Microbotryaceae.
AUGAAAGCUGACAAACCCAUUCGCUCGUCCCGUUCACUAGGUUACGGUGGUGGAGGAGGUGGCUACGGUGGUGAGUUCUGUGCCUCGCCGGCUUAUCGUGUGCGUCCCUCGUUGCUGACUCGAUACCACGCCCGCCUUCUCUGCUCUUUUUCUCUCGCAACAGGUGGCGGUGAUGGAAGAUACGGUGGUGGUGGAAGCUACGGCGGUGGAUACGGUGGAGGAGGAGGCUACGGAGGAGGAGGAGGAGGAUUCGGUGGCGGAGGAGAUCGCAGUAAGUAGUCAUGGCUCGGCCGGUGCGUGCGUCUUCACACGUCGCUGUUGUCUGACCUCGCGCUUCGGUCGCAUUUCGCUCUUGUUCUACAGUGGGCGCUCUCGGCUCCGGCCUGCGCGCCCAGAACUGGGACCCUGCCACCCUUUCCAAGUUCGAGAAGCACUUCUACAACGAGGACAAGCGUGUGUCCGAGCGCUCCGACCGUGAGGUCCAGGAGUUCCGUCGCGAGAAGGAGAUUCAAGUCUUCGGUAACAACAUCCCCAAGCCCGUUACCAACUUUGAUGAAGUGAGUUGGGCCUCUGAUCCCGCCCAUGUACUUUGAUCGUCGAUGCUAACCAACACUUCCGCCACCACAACAGAUGAACUUCCCUUCUUACAUCACCUCUGAGAUCAAGCGUGCCGGUUUCACGACCCCGAGUCCCAUUCAGAUGCAGGUCAGUCUUCGGUUGUGUUUCGAUCAAACUAACUUUGGCACAGUCGCUCACUCCGCGUGUGCUUCUCCGCCAACAGUCGUGGCCCAUGGCUCUGUCCGGACGUGAUCUCGUCGCCAUUUCGGCCACCGGUUCCGGAAAGACGAUCUCAUUUGCCCUCCCCGCCAUGAUCCACAUCAACGCCCAACCCCUCCUCAACCCCGGUGAUGGACCGAUCGUCCUCAUCCUCGCCCCCACUCGAGAACUCGCUGUCCAGAUCCAGGAAGAGUGCACCAAGUUUGGUUCGUCGUCCCGAAUCCGCAACACUUGCGUUUACGGUGGUGUCCCCAAGGGUGGACAGAUCCGCGACCUCCAGCGCGGUUCCGAAAUCGUCAUCGCCACCCCCGGUCGUCUAAUCGACAUGCUCGAGUCCGGCAAGACCAACUUGCGCCGAGUGACUUACCUCGUCAUGGACGAAGCCGAUCGCAUGCUCGACAUGGGUUUCGAGCCCCAGAUCAAGAAGAUUCUCGAGCAGAUCCGCCCCGACCGCCAAACGCUCAUGUUCUCCGCCACCUGGCCCAAAGAGGUCCAGAAGCUCGCCCACGAGUACUUGCGCGACUUUAUCCAGGUCACCAUCGGUUCGCUCGAGCUCUCGGCCAACCUGAACAUCACCCAGAUCGUCGAGGUCUGCUCCGACUUCGACAAGCGAGGCAAACUCGUUAAGCAUCUCGAGAAGAUCUCGUCCGAGUCGGCCAAGGUGCUCAUCUUUAUCGGCACAAAACGUGUCGCCGAUGACCUCACCAAGUACCUUCGACAAGACGGAUGGCCAGCCCUCGCCAUUCACGGUGACAAGCAACAGCAGGAGCGUGAUUGGGUUCUUAACGAGUUCAAAACGGGUCGAUCGCCCAUCAUGAUCGCGACCGAUGUCGCUUCUCGUGGUCUCGGUACGUCACUUUCAACUCUCCCCUCGUUUCCCCUCCCCUCCCCAUGCUUUGUGCCACCUUCGUCAUGCGGAGCGCUUUGCGCAUUUUGCGCGCGUUGGCAUGCGCACUCUCUCCGCCGAGAUCUCCUCUUCCUCUAUACAGGGCCUGUCAACACCCACCAUCAACUCUACACGACGCAAGAACAGACAGACUUGGUUUCGGCGCUUCGUCAACAGCUCCACUUUCGCCCGCGAUGUCUUCCUACUAACGGCUCGGGUCGAAGACGACGGAUCACACCAGGCGCUGAUCAGUCGAUGGCGAUGUUGGCGCGUUUCUCGCAAGUCGCGGACGGGGUCUGGAGCACCAAGAGUCUUUUUCGUGCGAGCUUUUGGAAGAUGUGCGGCGCAUCGGGUCGCUGCGACGUGCUCGAGGCGGCACUUGCCCCCUCGAUUGCAUCGUGCUGAUCGGCGCUACCAUUCAUUCGCGCGUCUCGUCUCGGUGUCACAUUGUCGACGAGAGAAGUCGACAAUGUGUCGUCGAGACUAGACGCGACGGAUGAGGUCGUCUUCCAGCCCGGAUAUCCUGUUUCAGGAAAUCAUGGGGUUCGUUCUCAUCCAUUUGGGUGACUUCUCUGCCUGCUUUCAUCCCUGUUUCGUGGAGUGCGGAGUAACGCCGUUCAACUUCGACCACCAUCGGUUGCGCCUUCACCUUCGUGAUCUUGGGCUCUUUGUUCGCCGCCGCCGUCGCCUCCCUUCCCUCCCCUCCUGCCCCUCUUCCCCGCUUCCCCCGUCUCCCCCACCUUUCUAUCUCUCUUCCCUCAUCCGCAUACUCUUCCGUCCCCUCCCCGCCCGUUCCGUGCCUCCCCUUCGAGUUUCGAGCUUCGCUGUCUGUUCUUCGCGUCCUUGAUUGUGGUGUCGGUUACAAGUACCAGGCCUUCCUGAAUGAAGGGUGAAAGGAAGAAGGAAGGCUAAGCACGGAGAGCUGGUGUUGAGGUUCCGAGGUUGACUUGAGCGGUCUUUACUCACGGGUUUUACUUUCGUUCACCUUCGAUCAAUAGAUGUUAAGGACAUUGGCUAUGUUAUCAACUACGACAUGCCCAAUGGUAUUGAGGAUUACAGUGAGUGUCGUAUAUGGAGGGUUGUUUGACUGGAACGGCAUGUUUUGCUGACAUGCGACGACGUUGAACGAGGUCAGUUCACCGAAUUGGUCGUACCGGUCGUGCCGGAGCAAAGGGAACGGCUUACUCGUACAUCACACCUGAUCAAGGCAGUAAGUCACCCCCUCCCCCCCCUCGAGCACGAUAGCUACUCUUGAAUUUGAUGACUGACCUUGCGCAUCAUCGACCUUGCCUCCACCUAAUAGAGCUCGCGCGCGACUUGGUCAAGAUUCUCAGCGACGCCAAGCAAGUGGUCCCCCCUGAACUGCAACAGAUGUCCAUGUACGGUGGUGGAGGUGGAGGCGGAGGUGGUCGUGGUGGUCGUGGUGGAGGAGGUGGUGGUUACCGGCGUGGUGGUGGAGGAGGUGGCGGAUACGGUGGAGGAGGAGGAUACGGCGGUGGAGGAAGGUGGUGA